GAUAAGACUAUUGGCAGUGGCUGCUCAGAUGCUGCAGGAGGAGAAGGAGCAGAAGAUUCAGGAGAGAGAAGCUGCUCUGGCCGACAGAGUUCCUCUGUUAAGUAUGUCUGGUCUGUCAGUGCAGGAACUGCUGGAUCUUUGCAAAGAUUUGUAUCACAAGAUUGAUGUGGUGGAUGACGAGCGGUAUGAUAUUGGCCUGAAGGUGUCUAAAAAUGACUUUGAGAUGGACAACAUGAAUCUGAAGAUCAUUGAGAUUCAGAGUAAGUUCAAGAAGCCGACCCUGAAGAGAGUGAAGAUCUCAGCUGAAGCCAUGCUGAGCGUUCUGCUGGGCUCCAAACACAAAGAAACCAUCGACUUCAAGGCCAACCUCAAAACUGUCAAGAAGGAAGAGGAAAAGAAAGAGGAAGUCACUGACUGGCGUAAGAACGUGGAGUCCAUGUCCGGUAUGGAGGGCAGGAAGAAGCUGUUUAAUGCUGGCCAGUAGAAUCGCAGAACAUCAACGUGAAGGUGUUUGGUGCUCUGAAAAGGUGGAACCAACAGGGAACAAGAACACCUUUCUGUCACUAAACGCUUUGUUUUGGUCAUGUGGUGACUGUUUGCUGCAGUUCUCCUCUGCAGCCUUGUGAUGGCAGCAUAACUCUUUAAACCGUCUCAGGGUACUCAGACACACAAGUGUGUCGACUAUUGAAGAAAUAUUGUUUGUUGCUGUUAACUCACCUCUGCUACUUUGUUAUCUGCUGUGAUGAAUUAAUCUCAAGCUUGUCAGAUAUCUUAAAAAAUAUUAUGAUAAAAAGUUAUUACAGAAAAUCUAUCUUAAAUAAUUGCAGUGCUCAUGUGUUAUCUUGAU
Molecule: messenger RNA, 847 nt
Organism: Labrus bergylta (ballan wrasse)
Lineage: Eukaryota; Metazoa; Chordata; Actinopteri; Labriformes; Labridae
Product: troponin I, slow skeletal muscle-like
Biological process (GO): cardiac muscle contraction; skeletal muscle contraction
Cellular component (GO): troponin complex
Source: RefSeq, a predicted model, not a curated record